Messenger RNA from Nematocida parisii ERTm1, 957 nucleotides. RefSeq lists its product as uncharacterized. The transcript has a single exon. The record is from RefSeq and is a predicted model, not a curated record. Lineage: Eukaryota; Fungi; Microsporidia. Gene Ontology annotation, molecular function: ubiquitin-protein transferase activity. The coding region runs from base 1 to 957 and encodes 318 amino acids.
AUGCUUAUUGAAGUCGAUAAAGUCAAAAUCCAGAGAAGAGGGCAUCUCCCUGCGUGGCUUAGCACAUUUCCAACACUAUCCAUAAGUAUUAAAUCUAAUGAGCUGUCCUCUCCAGUAAUUACAGUAAAAAACAGAAAAGAAUGCAGAGUUGGGCUGGCAUUUAAAGCAAACACGCCAAAGGAUGAAAUAUAUCUGGUUCUGAAGUUAGAUAAAGAAACAAUGUCUCUCCCCCUGGGGAUUGAUUCUAUAACCACAACAGUUUCUUUUAAAAAGUACAAAGUGUCUAUUUCGUUUAGAGCAAUGGACACUGAAUACUUUUCCAUGCAUGAAAUGAAUGGGCUGCGGCUUAUAGCACCAAACCCGCACACUCCUAUACCAAAUAUUAAAAAGUUCUCAACCUAUCACAGUACAAAGAACAAUUUGAUCAAGAGAGUCCUAUAUAACGAUUCUCCAUACAAAGUUAACCCAAAAACAUUUGAAACAACUGGGUAUUCUCCAAUUCUGCAGAACAAUGCUAUUUCAGAGGCACACAGAUACACACUUUCUCUAUUAGAAGAUGGCAUCACCACGCGAUCUAAAGAAGAUGAAGACUUUUUGAGAAAUCUUCGUAGGCUCAGAAGCUCUCCAAAGAUGUUUAUUUCAAUAUUUUUCCAUGUUUCAUUAGAGGUGUCGCGUGACUCAAUUUUAUAUUCCUUUUACAAGCUGUAUGCCAAUCCGUACUACAAAAAAGAUUUAUACAAAAGAAUAACUGUUAAGUUUGUUGGUGAAAUGGGAGAAGACCAUGGCGCUCUGCGAAAAGAAUUCUUUGAGCUUGCGGGAAAUGAGCUUGUGCAGGACCGACGCUUUAUUUUAUCUGGUGGGCUAUUUGAUCUUGCCACAGUAGAGGAAAUGACAGAGAAAAUAGAUCCUGAAUGGAAGCUCUCAGUAUAUCUGACACUGAAUUUUACGCCUUUGUAG